Molecule: messenger RNA, 12255 nt
Organism: Paramormyrops kingsleyae
Lineage: Eukaryota; Metazoa; Chordata; Actinopteri; Osteoglossiformes; Mormyridae
Gene: tet3
Product: tet methylcytosine dioxygenase 3
Biological process (GO): positive regulation of transcription by RNA polymerase II; chromosomal 5-methylcytosine DNA demethylation, oxidation pathway
Cellular component (GO): nucleus
Molecular function (GO): zinc ion binding; DNA 5-methylcytosine dioxygenase activity; DNA binding
Source: RefSeq, a predicted model, not a curated record
GUCGUGUGUCCAGCCGUGUGGAUUUGUGUUCAGCUGUCUACUUCCAGGCUUCCUGCGGCCCCCUCCAACUCUCACCCUUCCUCUUUUUUCUGCUUUUGCUUUGUCUUGUCAACCUUGAGAAGCGUUUGUCUGAGUCCCCCCGGCAGAGGUGGGGACACCGCUGGCCGCAGUGUGAGCCUGUUUUUGCGCGCCGCAUUUAAAGGGACUGGGGCAGGAAGGCAGGUUUGACAGACCAGUCCGGUUUGGCGUGUUGGCGUACGUGCAGUUAGCUGCUGUCUGUUUGGCUGCCUGGAGCACGUGCUUCCCUCACUCAGGGCUGUUGUGGCAUGCGCGCGUGGGUAUGAGCGUGUCCCAGCUGCGUCGUUGUCCUGUUUUGACACAGUUGGGGGUGGGGGUCAGCUGCGUCUGUUAUCUGUGGCCGUAUUCCGGUUCUACUGCUCCUGCAUGGCUGUGGACGCGUGUGUGAACAAGCGACUGCAUUGCUGUGCCGGUUUUACGGACUGUUUCAGGAAAGAGGAAGCAAACCGUGAUUUUAAAGCCCCCUGGCCCCAAAGCUGCCUCCACCCCUUGGCCAGCGUGAAUAGGGUCAGACGGGGAAGGGGCUCCCCUAGCACUGAUGUCCAGGCUGAUCGGGGACAUGGGCUUCCCUGGGAGAACAGAUAGCACACACAAGAAGUGGACUCAGACCAAGUAGUCCAUCCAACAGUGAUACAUCUGAAAAGGUCAUUUUCUGUGACUCAGGGGCUGAGAGGGGAAGACUCUGUGUACAGUUAGUUAUUUAACCAAUAAUUAGUGACAGAGUGUGGCUCUUUGCCUUACGGGCUGUUAUCUGUGAUCAGGCUUACAAAAGGUCACUGGGUUUCAGCAGUUGUUUGUAAAAGCUGCCUUUAUACACCUGUAUGUGGUUUGUGUUUGACUUUGGUUUCCUGAGAGCCAAAACUGAACAUGCCAUAUAUUAUACCGAGGGCCACUCAGGUUGGGUCACAUGCAUGCUGAUAGAUGUUGUUUUUUUGUUAAUAAAUGCAAGAACUCAUGGUCCAGCAGUCAGGAAUGUUGAGACUAAAUUAGUAAAUUCUGAGUGCACCUUGGGGGUCACUGCUGGUAGUUGCUGGGUUAAUAAUUGGUUAAAAAGAAAGAUAUACAACUUCUUUUUUCAUUGUUGGCUUACAGACAGUCAUGUAUGUAUCUGAUACUUUUGCAAAGGUAUAGGAACCAGCCGUUAUGUCAUGCCCAGGUCAUGGAAUUGUGGUUAAUCUGAAAGAAGCUCUCCGGAUAGAUGUUGGUGCGUUUUAAUUGGUACACAGCUGAGGCUGCUAUCCAGAGACUUUUGAUCUUGAUCUUGCCUGUCGGUUACCUACAAAGCAGGAUGAUUUGCAUGAAGUGCUGAGUCCCGCGUCUCCCGGGGGGGCACCUCCCCUUUCAAGCUGGUCACAUGUUCUAUCGCCAUUCAUCCUCAUCCAAACAUGCCCAUUCCUCCGAGUCUAAUGGUGAAUUCCAUUUUCAGCCCAAAUACUUUGGUCCGGUGGCUUUCUGUUAUUCCACAUGGCAUACAGGAAGUGUCAUAAAUGGGUGCAUUUAGGAAUGCAUCACGCAAGCCGGUGGUUAAUGCAAUCAGGUGGUUGAGUAACAGUUCAGUUUUCAACAUUUUACAUACCUGCAAACCAACUGCUCUCAUUUAUGGGGUAAAUUCUGACAAUAUACACUAACUGAUUGGUUGGUUAACCAUCCAGAGGAGGCUCCUCAGUGACUGAUGUAGAAACAGAAACAUUGUCAAAAUUACAUUUACACUGAAUAUGAGGAAGAACAAUUGAAAGAUAUUCUUUUAUGGUAUGAGCAGCGUCAGUUCACUGUAGAGUGUGUCAGUUAGGCUCUCACAUGUGGACGGGUUUCUAAACAGUAUUUGCUUCUUCUUUCCCCGACUUAGUACAGUCUGGAAUGAAAUGGUCUUCAGAUCAGCUGCCUUUCAUAUCAUAAACGAAGAAUGUGUCCUGUGUGCAGGAGCCCCAGUGUUUGCUCUCACUGUCAUAGAGCCCUUCCGCCUGUUUCACGAAAGCAAAUGCACCUCGUCGAAUUUCACACAGUGUCAAAUACAAUAACGGGAAGAGCUUUCGAAUUCCGGCUUGCAAACUGUGCUACUCCUCUGAUGUGUGCCGAGACAGCCAGACCAGCACACUUCCCUCUUCCAUCGGGUUUCUAGCUCGGACCCAUUUAUAAAUGGGUGUUUGGUUAGUUCUGCUUUGUGUAGUGAAGUAUCGCAGCAAACACGGCUCCAUGGCUCAUAGUGGAGCAAACUUGAGUUCUUCUUUUUGUACACAUGUUCCUCUCUGUGAACAACACUCCCAUGGCUGAUGCAAUUGAACAAUUUAGUGAGCAUGGAAGUGCCUUAUGGGACAGACUGUUUCAGGGUUGGCUUCAGUGGAUGGCCCCAGAAGAAGAGGCCAGAUGGAAGCUGGGUCACAUGACCACCUGCAAGAAGGCUUGUUGAGCCUGGGGCUAACAAAUGGGGAAAGCAGGCGCUGUGUGGAAGAGGAGGCAGGCGGGCUAGGUGCUGGAGCAGCUGGAGAGGGGCAGAAGAGGGCAGCGUGUGAGCUACUGGGGCAAAUCUGGGGCCCUGGGCAAGACAAGACUGAUCAUUUCCAGCAGGAGCAGCUGCAGAUGCCCUGCUGGGGCGACGGGGAGGUACGUGGGGCUGCAGAAGAAAGAGAUAUGGAGAAUGCCAGGAGCCUGGUGGCCCUCGCAGCCAGCAUGGGCACAUCGUCUCCCUGCAGCCACCCCGAGCAGCAGGUCCACACAGCUCAGCUGUAUGAGAAGUUCAAGCAGGAGAUGGGAGGCCAGGCAGUGGAGACCCAGCCGUCUGGGAUGGCAGCAGGAAGGGACCGGGGUCCCCCCGAGGACUUGAGCACUCUGCAAAUAGCACUGAGCCAGGCACGCCACGGCAACAAGCCGCCAAACUGCAACUGCGAAGGACCUGACUGUCCGGACUACAUGGAGUGGCUGGAGAAGAAGAUCCAGAUGGUGGUGGAUGACCAGGAGAAAAAGCAGUAUGGGGCAUCCGGUGUGCUCCACCAGAGCCAGCAGGAGCAAGCAGCCCACCUCGCCCUUCAGCUAAACAGAGCCACACCCCCUGUCACCUCCUCUACCCCUUCCCACACCUCUCUCAACUCCCCCAUGCCCUGCUCCCUGGCUCCCAUCCCUUGCUCACCCAGUGUUCUUUCCAUUGCCAAGGAAAAAAACAUCAGCCUGCAGACAGCCAUUGCCAUUGAGGCCCUGACCCAGCUGUCGGCCACCGUCCCUCAGCCCAUGGUGCCCCCUGCGGAUGCUUCAUCCACAAACCACCAUCAAGUUCCACAUCACCUUCCACCCCACUCACAGCACAGUACCCACCUGGUCCUGUCCUCCACGUCACCCAGGCCGCAAUCCGUCCCGCCUGGAAUUCACCCACAGCUGGACUCAUUCUCCUGGGAGCACAGGAGGCAGGUUCAGACUGAGGACCCCAAAACCAACAUGCUCGUGACCUCAAUGCCCGGCCCAGCGCUCCACUCCUCCCCUCACCCACAUGCUGUGUCGCCCUUCCCCGGACCCACCUCCACGCCAGGCGGCCCCCUUCCGCCGCAGUGGCAGACGGGCCCUAGGAAGCCCCACAUGACACUGAUUGCUGAGUCCCAGCCUCGCUUCACACCUCCUCCCCGCAAUGGUGGAGAUCCCAUGUCAGAGUUGAAGCAACUGCUGGGAGACACCAGUGGCAAGUACGCAAACCCCGCAUUCAGGUCCCCUGCCCCCCAGCACCUCUUACAUCAUGGCCCCCCAGGCCUGGGGGGGCUCCAGAUCAAGCAGGAGAUGGACUCCGGAGAGUACCCAGGCUCUAACUGUGCUGCAAUGGAGAGGUACGGGGCUGUGGCAAAUGGCCGGCCACUGUCCCCUGGGAGCGCGACUGUGCGCCACUUGACUCAGGCAUCCCUGCAGCAGUACCUGCACCACAAGCGGAACCUUUUCUCUAGCACCUCUGCCGCUACCCACCACCCACCCUUCCCAGGCUGCCAGGACCUGCGCAAGUGGUGGCCAAAUGAGGGCUCUGUACCCAUCAAGCAGGAGCCCAAGGAGCCUAAGAAGAAGAAGAGCUACUCGUCUCCGUCCCUCAAGCAGCCGCUGGCGGCCGGCCUCCUGCCUCAGCUGGGUCCGACCCUACCCAAACCGAAGCAGAUAGUAAUCAAGAAGCCCAAACAGAAGGCCUCGCAGCCUACCUUCUUGCCACAGGCCCAGAUCUCCUUUCAGAAACCACCACCGAGCCGUCACGAGAAUAUUCUUCCCCUUCCGGCCAUGGCCAACCUUGUCCCAGCAUUGUUAGCCACAGAACCGGGGCCCCUUCCAGCUCAGACCCCAGCCCACCCUCAGGAAUCUGUUCUGAACAGCGCCCUGGCUGAACCAGCUCACCAGGGUGAUGCUGAAAGCGGUCCUACCCUGCUAGCCUCCUCCGCAGCCUCACUGCCGCAGGGUGACCAGGCUGUCUCAGGACCUCCAGUGUCAGGAGACAGCAAUUUGAUCCCUGGCACCACAAGCCUGCCCUCCACACCCCAGCCAGCCCCCUCACUCAGUCAGCUUGGUGCCCUAAACCCAAAAUUGGAGGAGCUGAUACGCCAGUUUGAGGCUGAGUUUGAAGACGCCCCUUUGCCCGGUACCCAGAGCCAGACCCCAGAACCGAACCCAGCUCAGCCAAAUUCUAACUCAGGACAAGCCGUCCCCCCUGCACCUGCUUCGUCUGAUCUCCCAGCACAGCCCGCAGUCCCUGCUGGUGGUCCCCUGGCCGCCACAGGUGUCCCCCUACCAGAAGGUGAGACAAUGGACAUAGGGGGCAUAGAGGAAAAUGGGAGCGCAGUCCAAGCAGAACCCCCCCAGACAUCAGCGGGCAAUGGGAUGGAGCAGCAAUGCAAUGGAGAUGCCUCACAGGGGGUGUGCCCCUCAUCCCAGGCACCGGCCUCAGCCCCUGACCCCCUUCUGCAACUGCAGCAGCAGCAGCAUCGUGUCCUGGAAGAUCCCUUCACCGUUCCCUUCUCUCCGCUGCCAAAGCGCAUGAAGAUCGAGUCAUCAGGGGACAUCACGGUGCUAUCAACCACCACCUGCCUCUCUACCGCAUCAAAUGACACCGAAACACCCACAAAGCUCAUCCCCCCUUCUUCUCCCUCACUGCGUGGCUUCCUGGAGUCUCCCCUGCGCUACCUAGACACACCCACUAAGAGCCUGCUGGACACCCCCGCUAAGGAUGCUCAGGCCGAAUUCCCUCUCUGCGAUUGUGUAGAGCAGUUCCAUGAGAAGGAUGACGGCCCAUAUUACAACCACUUGGGCGCGGGGCCCACAGUGGCCUCCAUUAGAGAACUCAUGGAAAACAGGUUUGGAGAGAAGGGUGAGGCCAUACGCAUUGAAAAGGUGGUCUACACAGGCAAGGAGGGAAAGAGUUCUCAGGGAUGCCCCAUUGCUAAGUGGGUGAUCCGGCGCAGUUGUGAGGCUGAGAAGGUCCUGUGCCUGGUGAAGCAGCGGGUGGGACACCACUGUGAGAACGCCGUCAUCAUCGUGGUCAUCCUGAUCUGGGAGGGCGUGCCGCGCGCCCUCGGGGACCACCUGUACCGAGAGGUCACCGAAACGCUCACCAAGUUCGGCAACCCUACGAGCCGCCGCUGUGGCCUCAAUGAAGACCGCACCUGCGCAUGCCAGGGGAAGGACCUCGAAACCUGUGGUGCCUCCUUCUCCUUCGGGUGCUCCUGGAGCAUGUAUUUCAAUGGGUGCAAGUAUGCCCGAAGCAAGACGCCACGCAAGUUCAGGCUUCAAGGAGACCACCCCAAAGAGGAGGAAAAUCUCAGGGACAACUUCCAGGAACUAGCUACCAAGGUGGCUCCCCUGUACAAGCAGAUGGCCCCAAAAGCAUACAGCAACCAAUGUGCGCUGGAGAAAACCGCUCCAGACUGCCGGCUUGGCCUCAAGGAGGGGCGUCCAUUCUCUGGGGUCACGGCCUGCAUGGACUUCUGUGCCCAUGCACACAAGGACCAGCACAACCUGUACAACGGCUGCACUGUGGUCUGCACGCUCACCAAGGAGGACAACCGAAUGGUUGGUCAGAUCCCAGACGACGAGCAGCUGCAUGUGCUCCCUCUCUACAAAGUGUCCCCCACCGACGAGUUCGGCAGCGAGGAAAAUCAGCGGAAAAAGAUGCAGAAUGGUGCCAUCCAGGUGCUCAACAACUUCCGGCGUGAGGUGCGCAAGCUUCCCGAGCCUGCCAAGUCCUGUCGGCAGCGACGGCUGGAGGCCAAGAAGGCUGCCUCUGAGAAGAAGAAAGGGCAGAAGCAGCUGGGGGAGACACCAGAGAAGACCAUCAAGAUGGAGAUGCACCACUCUGGGCCUGCCAGACCACAGCAAGCAAACAAAGCAAUCCCCAAACAGGAGGUGAAACCCACCAUUAAGACAGAAGCAAUGGGCCAGUUCAAUGGAGUCUUAGAGGGCUACCCUUCCCUAGGAAACCGCCAGCCAGCUAAAGCAUACAGCAUAAACAAUGUCUACCCCCAUCCUGGUUACUAUGCAAGUGGCCACGCUUCCAAUGGGCCUCGUCCUCCUCCCCCUUCCCCUGGUGCCGUCAAUGGCUUUCACUCCAACCCCGCGCUGCACUAUGGUUACUACGGCUACACCUCCAACGCUCUCUUCCCCCACCAGCUGCUUGCCUACGAGGGUCGCAAUGGAGCUUGGCCUAAGGCAGCCGCGGUAGCUGCCUCAUUUGACAAGAAGCCGGAUGUGCAGAGCCUCCAGGCCAGCCUGGGCCACUCCUACCCUGACCACCCGGAGGAGCAGCCAAGCGACGCGGCCCGGUGUGGCUACCCGGCAGAGUUUGCCAAGUCCUUGCCCCUGCCAGCCAGACCCCUGUCGGCACCAUCAGAAGUCCGCAACAGAUCGACACCCAUCAUCAAGCAGGAGCCUGCUGACAUACCCUUGUACCCAGACUGCGCGGCAAAGGGGUCAUCCCGAAGCUGCAGUGUCAACUUCACUUCCAGCCCGCAGCCCGAGGCCUGGCCAGGGCACAAACCCAAUGGCAGCCUGACCCCAGGGGCAUCUCUGGAAACCUUUGCCCCCCCUGAGAAACAGCAGGUCCAUCAGCACCCAGCCACCCACCAUCAGCAGCCCCAGCAGCACCAACAGCAAUGGGCCCCCUAUCCCAGCGCUGCCACCCCCCUGGCCUCGCCGGCCCCCUCCUUGUCACCCUCAAUCAGGGCAACUCCAUCACCCUCAUCCCACCACUGGGACGGUCAGCAGGUCAGGUCCUGGAGCGCAGGGUUGGCAGGGUAUGGCUUGGGCCCAAAGCAGAGCGGCACCACAGGAGCCUUCCCUGAGAAGCUUUGGAGUAAGGUGGGCGAAAGCCGGAGCUCCACCCCUCUGGGGCUUCAGGAGAAGGCCUGGAAGUCAUGUGGGGGCUCGGCUGCUGGGAGCACGCCAUCGCUGGCACCCGAAGGCCGGCUCUUCCCUGAUGCCUUCCAGCAAGCGGACACACAAGCUUUCUGCGAGCCCGCCGGACCUGAGUGCGUGGCCAAGAGCCAGAGUGAGCGUGAGCAGGAGGAGGAAGAGGUGUGGUCAGACAGUGAGCACAACUUCCUGGACCCGAACAUCGGUGGUGUGGCCGUGGCACCAGCCCACGGCUCCAUCCUGAUUGAAUGUGCCCGGCGGGAGCUGCACGCCACCACGCCCCUGAAGAAACCCGAUCGCAGCCACCCAACCCGCAUCUCGCUCGUCUUCUACCAGCACAAGAACCUGAACCAGCCCUGCCACGGCCUAGCACUAUGGGAGGCCAAGAUGAAGCUGCUUGCGGAGAGGGCGCUGCAGCGACAACAGGAGGCAGCAUUGCUUGGCCUCUCACAGAACGACAUCAAGGCCUAUGGCAAGAAGCGCAAGUGGGGCGCGGCAGGGGCUGGGGUCAGCCCCGGGCCGACGCAGGGCAAGGACAGACGAGAAGGGGUGAGCAUACGCCAGGCGUCAACGCAGCAAACCGCCUCCGUUGUGACAGUGUCACCAUACGCCUUCACGCAGCUCACCGGGCCCUACAGCCACUGGGCGUGAGGGGGGGGGGCAGGCAAAGGGAGAGUCGGUCCCCCAGCCCUAGCUUGUGGUCCCCACUCUCUACACCAGGGGAUCACUCCUUCAUCCUUGAAAUACUUUCCCUUAAUUUUUGGUUUUUACCUCAAAUUUGGCAGCAGAUCAGGACUCUGCCUGACGGACCUCCUGCCUGCGGUGCUCUUUCCUCUCUCCGGCGUGAGAGAUGGGUGACAAGUUUCUGCUCCUUAAUACAAUAAUGAUCCUAAUUAUUAUUAUGGCUAAUAUUAUCAAUAUUAUUAUGAUUGUUAUUGUUACUGUCAAUGUUGUUAUUACUGGUAUUAUUAUUAUAUUAUGAGGAUAAUGAUUUGUUUAAUAUUAAUAUUAUUGUUUUCUUUACUGUUUAUCCAUUCAAUAUUCUGUGGGAAUGCUGGGAUCCCUCGUUGCUCAUUUUCUUCCUCAUUAAUCUGGAAACAAGCAAGAUGCAGAUCUUUAUUUUUGUUUCCCCCCAUGCCAUUUUUGGUUUUCGGUUGGAAUUCUCGCACGAAGACAAAGCCGCGGACGGCGGCGCCAACAUCUUUAAGCUUUAACGGUGACAGAGAAUGAUGUCGGACAUGCAACAAAACCAUUGGAGGAACCAUCAUGGAGCUGCAUGAUGUCUGCAACCCAGAAGAACCUGUUUGGAAGUUCGCCGCCCCAGUUUGUCAGAAAUGCUCUUCAAAGACUGGAAAACACACGGGGAAUCCCUUCUACGUUGUCCUUUGAGCGGGAAUGCCGCAAGGACAUACCCUCCUGGGAUAGGAUGGAGGCAGAAACAGCUCUCUCCUGCGUCUCUCACAGCUGGUGCUUCUUCCUGGUCUAUGCCAACAAAUCGGACGUCUUGGUUUGCCCCGAACGUCUCCUAUCUUACUCCAGCAUGUGCCGUUAGCCCCGAGUAGGCAGGCCGGGCUCGAGUUGACAUCCUUCCCAUCAUCCUCUAGGGGAUGUGUCUUGUUUGCACGCUUGGAAGCUCAGCCUGACCCCCCCAUUCUCACUAAGUCCUCCUGGAGGACAGAGGUGCCCCCUGUGCAAUGGUGCUGACAUGGUUCUAUGUGUGCCCUGACCCCCCCCCCCCCCCCAUGUAGACACACCCGCCGACCGGCCCGUGUGCCUUAGCUGGCCAGAGCGGCUUGCGCUGCGGUGCUGGGUCGGUCCUCACGGGUACUGUAAUGCCUUCAGCACACUUACAAACAAUGGUGCUUGUUUAACACACUGAAACAGCCUUGGCCUUUUUCACCUACUGUGGCGGACGUAGCAUGACGUACGCGUGUUUAGUACUGCGUGUCCCAUGUGGAGGUUUACAUGUACACAGCUCCUCCUGGUAAUGCUGCGCUUCUGGGACCCACCAGCCACCCACAAGACCCUAAAGGUCAUUAUAUUGUUUCUCCUUUUCCCACAAAGCAAGUUCGCAGUCAAGAACAGGCAAUCACAAAGCCAGCUAUCAGCCUUCUCAAGGACCCCAGGAAUGUAAGGAUGCCUUUUCAACUGCAGGCUGGGGCCAUGGAAACGCAGCAUUAUUGGUGGGGAAGAAACUGUAGGGUGAAAAGCAUCCGUAUCUCCAGUGCGUUUGGAAUGUGCGGGUUUCUCUGGCUCUGUGUCGGUGGUGGGCUUCUGCGGGUGCAAGCUCUUGUGAAAGGCGUAUGCCUGCUUCGCAUGUCCGGUCAAGGCGUACUACUACGAUGUCGCCAUCUUUGGAAAGAAGAUCUGAAACGACACAUAGGGGCAUGGGCCAGUGAUGUGCGUUUGGGCGGGGCUACUCUUGAGAUCUCCAUCGGUGCGCCUUCUGCUGGCCCAGCCAAACAAUAUACAGCUUUAGGCUGCUGAAAAAGGGGUGGUUGGUGGGGCCGAGGCUGGAGGGGCCGGGCGGUGCAGACGAGGAGUCGACUUUUCCAUGGUGCGGCCUCGCUGCAGGCCAUGCCUUUCCUAUGGAAGGCCAGAAACUCCUUGGUGCUCAAAGUGAAUGGAUCCUGGUGCUUUUUAAGAGGUCAAUCUCUCUAUACCUCAUGUUGUAAAGACACUGGUCACAGUCACGACAUGCUACCAGCACACGGCUGCCGUGGAGGCCUCCCAAGGCAUCCUUCAUGGCUCUUGUGUGGCUGUUGCCCACACGGUGCGUCACAAUCCACAUCCUCCUUCUUAUUUAUUACAUGCUAAUGAUGCUUAUUAUUAUUGUUAUUGUGAUUGUUGCUCUUUUUCGGUUUUACUGUUUAGUUUUACCUGAUACAAAUUGUAAAUACAGAAGAAGAGAGUUUAUAAAAGCACUUUUAAUCUUGAUUUUAAAGAAAAGCAAAAGAACAGAUUAUUGACAACUUGAAAACUAGUUUUUUGUUUUAAUUGAAUUUUAUGAGGAGAAAUAAGCAAAUGUAAAUACUUAAGUAUAGGUAAGAUUAUUUAACUUUAGAGGGAUAACAACCUAAUCGUGAGUGAACAUGGGGUUCCCCAGUUGUCAGUUUGUUGAGUCCAUAACAGCCGAAGGGAGCAGCUGAUUAGAAUGUGACGUGUCUGUUAUGUGUGGCAGGAACCCUGCUGUACGAAGUACUGUAGUACGUCAGUACCUCUCGAACAGAAAGCAGCCCCCUUCCGGAAGAAAAAAGAUCAUGGGUUGAAGAGUACGCAGAUGCCACAUGGCUAAUGACCACAAUGUCGCAUGAAGGAGAGGAGAGCAGACAGCCUCCUGUCAUUCAAACUGGCGACAGGUUCGGUGGUCACUUUUUACACAUGUGGCUGUUUAUAUUGUCAGCAAUAGAGGAAGAUGUUUCCGUGAUGUGAAAAACGUUACACCCAGUCGUCAGGUCUACUUGCUAACGAUGGUCUCUUGCCGUAACAGAGAGUCCCCGACAGCUAUAGCUUAUGGGAUAGCGACGAGACCACGUACAUUUGUUCCAGCUUGCCUCGGUUUUCCUGUUCAACUCUUCUUUUCUCAAGAGAGAUGUAACUCACGCAAAGUUAAAGGCCAUUUUUUUUCUUACUAAAGGAGCUUCAGAUUUGUCAUUUUUUAUUCCAUCUCGUUCUUGGAAAUAGUAAUAACAGGUGCUGGUUUAUUUAUUGACUUUUUUAAGAUGUAAAUUUGUAUACAGACUUAAUUGUUCGGGAUGGAAAAUCGGCAGUAGUUUGCUCCUAACGGGUGCCCCACCGAUGGGCGGCUGCAGUGAUGCAGUCGCUGAAUUCACUGUGGAAUCGUGGGUAAGGGGUUAGGACAACUACUGGACAGCGUGGGUAUCUGGGCCUUUUGAAGUUGUGACAGGGUGUUUCUUGGAGGAAAGCCACCGUACGGGGAAUGAAAACUUCACAUGGUGCUGAUUAGUAAAACACCUAUUUUUACAUUUUUGUGAAUAAUGUUUGCAACGGAUAACAUGAUUAGAAUCGCUCAGUGAUUUGAUAGCAGUGAGGCAAAAACAUGGAAAAAAAAAAAACAAGAAAAGCACUUGCAGUGUCAUUGUUUAAUCUUCCCUCACCCUCAAAACACAUGAUACAUGGUCAGGGAAUGUGUUGGAAGUACUUUUAUACAGGUAGUUUGACUCAUGAUAUGGAAGUGAAAAGACUGUUAACUUAACUUCCUCUGCACACCACACAUAUCUGGUGCUGAAAGUCCAUCCCCUGUGAGAACAUCUGUUAACGUGUGAGAUGGUCAGAACACUGCAAAGUGCAAUCUUUCAUGCGUUUCUCACUCCCUCCCAUUCCCUUUCUCUCUUUCUCUCUCUCUCUCUCUCUCUCACUCCCUCUCUCUCUCUCUCUCACUCACACACACACACACACAAACACAAAAUGCCCCUCUUCAGCACUGGUCACUGCCUAACCCGAAGCAAUUUGUCUGAUUUGGCCCGUUUUCAAGAGCCUGGGAACAGAGAAACGCUAACUCCGUCUCUAAUAGGCAAAAAUAAACACACGAACACAAGGCAAAAGAAAUACUCAUUUUUAAGAACUGGCAGCUACAUUCCUUUUAUGAGUUUAAGAUUGUCCUCAGUUCUAUUUUUUUUUAUGUCAAGUAUGCAGUAUGUAAAAAAAGUGUUUUUCAGUCUCUUUCUCUGUAGCUGUAUCGUGUAUUAUGUGAAUACAUAGCGUAUGUGGUACAAUCCACAGUACUGUUUUAUGUUCUGAGAUAAUAAAGGAAUAAAAAAAUGAAGAAACAAAAAUAAAGAGUUGUGUAAAAAAUCA